AAUUCCAAAACCGAUAAGAUAAAGUAAUAAAACAAGCAAUAAACCAGCGAUCUAAAUAAUCGUCCAUCAUGAAGCUUCAUUUUCUAGUUUUCUUUUAUUUGAUCAAUUUAAUUAAUAGUUCUUCCAUCAAAUUUGGCCCAAAUCCUGGGCUUCGUAUUAUUGGAGGAGAUAUUGCGAGAGCUAGUCAGUUUCCAUUUUCAGCAGCAAUUCUUUCCAAUUACCCAACUGGGUCUUUUUUCUGUGGCGGGGCUCUGAUUAGUAACCAAUGGAUUUUAACAGGAGCACAGUGCAUUAUAAAUGCUACACAACUUACCAUUUAUCUAGGCUCUAAUAAAAUAGAUGGAAAUGAUCCUAAUCGUGUUACAGUAGCAACUUCUACUUAUAUAACACAUCCCGGGUUUAAUCCUGAUACUUUAGAAAAUGAUAUUGGGCUCGUCAGGUUGCGAUUGCCUGUUGAAUUUAAUGAAUAUGUAUCAGCCAUAAAUUUGCCUUUACUCGGACUUGAAAAAGAAGCUGUUGUUACAGCAAUUGGAUGGGGCCAAGAAAGUGACCACAAUCCUGGUCUUGUAAGUAAUCUACACUUUGUAGAACAAGUCACAAUUUCGAACGAAGAAUGUAAGCAACUUUAUGGUAGUCAAAUUGUGGAUAGUAUGGUGUGUGUUGUUGGGCAAGAUACUGAAGGGAUUUGUACUGGUGAUAGUGGUGGUCCAUUGGUGGCAUACAGAAAUGAGCGAUCGGCGGUGCACGUUGCCAUUGCUUCUUUUCACAGUAGCACUGGAUGCGAAAGUGUUUAUCCAUCUGGAUAUACUAGAACUUACCCAUAUCUGGACUGGAUCACAAAUGUUACAGAAAUCACACUUUAAUUUUUAGUAUUCAAUAAUAAAAAUUUCAUAACACA
Molecule: messenger RNA, 898 nt
Organism: Tribolium madens (black flour beetle)
Lineage: Eukaryota; Metazoa; Arthropoda; Insecta; Coleoptera; Tenebrionidae
Product: brachyurin-like
Exons: 6
Coding region: 69-863 (264 amino acids)
Biological process (GO): proteolysis
Molecular function (GO): serine-type endopeptidase activity
Source: RefSeq, a predicted model, not a curated record